Molecule: messenger RNA, 1008 nt
Organism: Hibiscus syriacus
Lineage: Eukaryota; Viridiplantae; Streptophyta; Magnoliopsida; Malvales; Malvaceae
Product: ADP,ATP carrier protein ER-ANT1-like
Exons: 4
Coding region: 38-988 (316 amino acids)
Biological process (GO): mitochondrial ADP transmembrane transport; mitochondrial ATP transmembrane transport
Cellular component (GO): mitochondrial inner membrane
Molecular function (GO): ATP:ADP antiporter activity
Source: RefSeq, a predicted model, not a curated record
CCCUGCUAAUUCCGCAGAGAGAUAUCCAGGAGAAAAGAUGGACAUUGGUAAGAAUAAAUCAGGGAACUUUUCUAUGGAUUUUGUGAUGGCUGGAAUGGUAGCCAUAACGUCGAAGAGUGCAGCAGCUCCCAUUGAAAGAGUGAAGCUUUUGUUGCAAAAUCAAGGGGAGAUGAUUAAAAGGGGACAGCUUCAUAAACCGUAUAAUGGUGUUGGCGAUUGCUUUAAAAGGGUUUUCAGGGAGGAAGGCCUCUUCUCUUUCUGGAGGGGUAACCAAGCCAAUGUCAUCAGAUAUUUUCCUACUCAGGCUUUCAACUUUGCAUUUAAAGGUUACUUCAAAAGCAUUUUUGGGCGCUCGAAAGAGAAAGAUGGUUACAUGAUGUGGUUUGCUGGGAAUGUGGCUUCAGGGAGUGCUGCUGGAGCAACUACAUCAUUGUUUUUGUAUCAUUUGGAUUAUGCGCGUACUAGGCUUGGUACUGAUGCCAAAGGGUGCUCAAUCAAUCGUCAAUGCCAGUUCAAAGGGCUACUAGAUGUUUACCGUAAAACCUUAUCGAGUGAUGGCAUCGUGGGACUGUAUCGAGGAUUUGGCGCUUCGAUCAUGGGGAUUACUCUGUACCGUGGCAUGUACUUUGGGAUUUAUGACACAAUGAAGCCUUUACUUUUAGUCGGGCCUCUAGAGGGGAAUUUCAUUGCUAGCUUCUUCUUAGGUUGGAGUAUCACCACAGUUUCUGGAGUGUGUGCCUAUCCGUUCGACACGGUUCGGCGUCGAAUGAUGUUAACCUCCGGACAAUCCCUGAAGUAUCGUAGUUCUAUCCAUGCUUUUCGGGAGAUCAUUCAUCUGGAGGGGUUUUCAGCAUUAUUUCGAGGAGUUACUGCUAAUAUGCUUCUUGGAGUAGCAGGAGCUGGAGUACUUGCAGGCUAUGAUCAGUUGCAUCGAGUUGCUCAUCGACAAGGCUACGUUUUCGAGUCUUAUAAAGGUACACUAAAGUAAAUGCCAGUCUUAUGUAAAUA